AUGGUGGACCCCAGCGGAGAGGGGAGCAUCAUGGUGGACCCCAGCGGAGAGGGGGGCAUCAUGGAGGACUCCAGCGGAGAGGGGGGCAUCAUGGAGGACCCCAGCGGAGAGGGGGGCAUCAUGGAGGACCCCAGCGGAGAGGGGGGCAUCAUGGAGGACCCCAGCGGAGAGGGGGGCAUCAUGGAGGACCCCAGCGGAGAGGGGGCAUCAUGGAGGACCCCAGCGGAGAGGGGGGCAUCAUGGAGGACCCCAGCGGAGAGGGGGGCAUCAUGGUGGACCCCAGCGGAGAGGGGGGCAUCAUGGAGGACCCCAGCGGAGAGGAGAACAUAUGGUGUCGACGUGAGAAACAAAGAGGCAGAGGUCCUAACCCGGCCACCAUCGUAG
Molecule: messenger RNA, 384 nt
Organism: Procambarus clarkii (red swamp crayfish)
Lineage: Eukaryota; Metazoa; Arthropoda; Malacostraca; Decapoda; Cambaridae
Product: sperm acrosomal protein FSA-ACR.1-like
Source: RefSeq, a predicted model, not a curated record